AAAAAGGCCAGAAGGAUUAAACAUACUAAUUCGCUUUUUGAUUUAAGUGAUGAGAGAGUUUCGAAAUAUGAUAAGAAAGAGUUAUUGAGGAUCUUGGGAGACAAUCGUUAUCAUUCUUCCAAAGAUUCAAAUAUUCUUUCACCUCAACAAAAAGAUUCAAAAACUCAGAGAAGUUCGAUGUCUUAA
This is a messenger RNA of Funneliformis geosporum, 186 nucleotides long. Lineage: Eukaryota; Fungi; Glomeromycota; Glomeromycetes; Glomerales; Glomeraceae. The record is from the annotation of a GenBank genome assembly.